AUGGACCAGACAGCUGCAAACUCCAAACCAAGUCGCGUAUCGCACGGCUACAACCAUGUCAACACCCUCGCCGACCAUCACCUUUGUUGGAGAAACAACGACACGACGGGGUUCCUAGAACCAGUGUGGCCGCGAGAACCCGAUAUUCAAGUCGCACGCAAGCUCGCCCUUGAGCAUCUCCCAGCAGAUUUAUUUUCUGAUGCCUGCAUCUCACCCUUCGCCCAGGGCGCAUUUCAUCGCCUGUAUUGCCUCUCUUCCGACCACACGACUGCUGAGUACCUCAUGCGCGUCGCCCUUCCCGUUGAUCCCUUCUUCAAGACGGAAAGCGAGGUGGCCACCAUGGACUACAUCCGGCGGAAUUCUUCAAUACCGGUACCCGAGAUCAUUGCCUACGCGUCUAGCGCCUCAAAUGAGCUCACCUUCGAGUGGAUUCUCAUGGAGAGGAUUCGGGGCGUCCGCCUCGAGCAAGUCUGGGACACGAUGCCCUUCCAGGCCAAGAUGCAUCUCACAGUCGAGCUGGCCCGCUCCCUCAAGGAACUCAGGCAGCGUCCAUUUCCCAUGCUGGGUAGCAUUUACUACGCGGAUGUCUGGAACCAGGUCGACUACAUGCCCACUCUAGGACUCGAUGCCGGCAUUGAUGGCACCUUUGUUAUCGGGCGCAUGGUCUCUACACGCUUCUUUCGGGAUAAACGCCUCCUCCUUCGCCCUAACCGUGGGCCCUUCACCACAGCGCGGGAACUCGCUACGUCCCAGGCCACUCUGCUCGCCCGGCGCAUUCAACAUCUCUCACCCUCUCCUGGGACCGAGUACUACUGCGAAGCCGACGAGAUGCUUGCUGACGAUGGAGCCGAGGUGCUCGAGACGGUCGAUAGGCUUGUCGAGGUCGUACCUCGAAUCUACUCAGCGACUGACGACCCGGAAGACAUCAAGGUCCUAUGGCACGAUGACAUUUCUUUGAUGAACGUGCUUGUAAAUCCCGAGACAUACAAACUUGUCGGCAUCGUCGACUGGGAGUCUGUGAGCAUCGCGCCAGCCUUGGAAACAGAGGACGGGGUCCCACAUUUCCUUCAGGGAAUUUCUGUCCAAGAACCUCCACCAGUCGGAUCCCUCCCCCCUGAGGAAGAGGAAGCCAUGGUCGAGAUCCGCAAAGAUUGGGAUUUGGUCCUCCUGCGCCGCAAGUACGCUGAGAUCGCGGGACCCAUGUAUAGUCUGAGUCUUGGAGCAGAUGCGAGGAUUGAUCUCAAACGAGGGCUAUCUAGGUCUUUGGCCAACUUUGAGGACAGAUGGACAAGCGCACGGUAUUGGCUAAAGCAAAAUUUUGGGGCGAGUGCCUGA
Molecule: messenger RNA, 1335 nt
Organism: Fusarium subglutinans
Lineage: Eukaryota; Fungi; Ascomycota; Sordariomycetes; Hypocreales; Nectriaceae
Product: kinase
Exons: 1
Coding region: 1-1335 (444 amino acids)
Cellular component (GO): mitochondrion
Source: RefSeq, a predicted model, not a curated record